Centropristis striata (black sea bass) is the source of this 2922-nucleotide messenger RNA. Its product is annotated as H-2 class I histocompatibility antigen, Q9 alpha chain-like. Gene Ontology annotation, cellular component: external side of plasma membrane. NCBI's taxonomy places the organism in Eukaryota, Metazoa, Chordata, Actinopteri, Perciformes, Serranidae. The record is from RefSeq and is a predicted model, not a curated record. Gene Ontology annotation, biological process: immune response. The coding region runs from base 193 to 1224 and encodes 343 amino acids. The transcript is spliced from 5 exons.
UCUGUUUUACCUAGAUACAAGUGACGUCAUGCUCAGAAUAAAUUCCCAUUGGCUCAGAUGAAGGUUUGUUCAGCGUCACCUCUUGUUUUCUCCUCAUUUCAACUCUGAUUGUGGAGCAGGAAGGAUGAUCUCUGUUUCUCUCUUCAGACAAACCCACAAAGCUUCACUCUGGUAAAUCUUCAGACGGUCACAAUGCAGAUCUUUGCUGCUCUGGUUCUCCUGGGAACAGCCCUGCAUGGCGCUGCACCAAUGACUCACUCUAUGAUGAAUUUCAUCACUGCAUCGUCUCAAGUCCCAAACUUCCCAGAGUUUGUGUUUGUUGGUUUGGUUAAUGAUAUUGAGGUAGUGCAUUAUGAUAGUAACAGCAGGAAAUAUGAACCCAAACAGGAGUGGAUGAUCAGAGUCACAGAAGAUGAUCCUCAGUACUGGCAGAGGGAGACUGAGAUUCUAUUUGGUGACCAGCAGGUCUUCAAAAACAACAUUGAAGUUGUAAAGCAGCGCUUCAACCAAACUGGAGGUGUCCACAUACUCCAGAGGAUGAUUGGCUGUGAAUGGGAUGAUGAGACUGAUGAGGUCAAAGGUUAUGAACAGUAUGCUUAUGAUGGAGAAGACUUAUCAUUGGACCUGGAGACAGAGACAUGGGUCGCUCCAAAACAACAGGCUGUCAUCACCAAACACAAGUGGGAUAAUAAUAAAGCUUGGAUGGAUCGGUACAAACACUACCACACCGUGUAUUGUCCUGCGGAGCUGAAGAAGCUUGUGAACUUGGGGAGGAGCUCUCUGCUGAGAAAAGACCUUCCCUCAGUGUCUCUCCUCCAGAAGACUCCCUCCUCUCCAGUCAGCUGCCACGCUACAGGUUUCUACCCUGACGGAGCCAUGAUGUUCUGGAGGAAAGAUGGAGAGGAGCUUCAUGAGGACGUGGACCUCGGAGAGAUCCUCCCCAACCACGAUGGAUCCUUCCAGAUGAGUGUUGACCUGGACCUCUCAUCAGUCAAACCUGAAGACUGGACCAGGUACGACUGUGUGUUUCAGCGGGUUGGUGUGAAGGAGCACAUCUUCACCAGACUGGAAGAAGAAAAGAUCAGGACCAACAGAGAGAAACCCACUGACAAGAACGGCAUCAACAUUCCUGCAGUCGUUGUUCCUCUCGUCCUCCUCCUCCUCCUCCUCGCUGUGAUUGGAUUCUUAGUUUACAGAAGAAGAAUAAGAGGAAGAUGGUGUUAGAAGAUACUCUGGCAUUUGGCAGUUGUGACGACUAAAACAAUGUGUGUGCCGUUCAUAUUUGACUUCAUACAGAUUUUCCAUAACAAAGUUGAGAGUUUGAUUAAAAAGUAUGAAGAGAAAGACACAGAUUCUUUCAGAAACCUUCACAUCAGCAGGUCAGAUAAAGUGUAAUAUUAAAAAGUCAAAUAUGAACCUUAAGAAAAACAGUGACACCAAAUACAGAAACAGUGUUGAAAAGGAUUAAAAAUAAAUAAUUUGUUUAAAAGGCAUAUUAGCUAAAUGCUUACAAAAUGUUCACACUAGUUAAUGAAUCAUGGAUAUUUGAGGUCUAAAUGAAGCUGUAAAUAUGAGGCUUUGUGGAAUUUUACUCUCCAAACCUCUAUGGUAAAUAAUUCAGAUUUUUAUAUCUAUAUCUAUUUUCUAUUUUCUCUUUAGGUUUAUGGACACAUUUUGCACUGUGUCUGUAGUGCACUAUGGGACAUUUAGCAGAUAUGGUUAAUAAAACAGUGGUCAUAAAUAUUAAUAAAAAUAUGUUAUGCAAAAAUCUUUGUAAUAUUAACAAAGGAUGGGUGGGGGGUAAACACACUUCCAUUAUUUAAGUUAAGUUUUAUACAUGAAGUUUAUGUGAAAUGUCUGAUUCCCUGAUGAGAUUUAUGAAACAUUUUUGAUUUGACCUCUGCAGAAUUUCUCACAUAUGAGAACCAUGGACGACUUUGUGUUUCAUUCUGAAGUGAACAAUCAUUUCAUUUGCUUUGAAUUCUCAGAAAUCCUUCUUUUGCAAUUGAAAAUAUAAUUCAAAGAAAAGGAACAAAUGUCCAAACUUGUUUUUAAAUGAGUGACAUUUUCCUGGUUAACAGAUUCAGCAGAUGUGGUUUAACACAAACUGGUGGUGAGCAUAAAUAUUAGACACAAGCCUGAAGUGGAAGGUGAGCUUCUCAAGGGUUUUAAUAUUUAUAAUGUUCCACUUAAACAUGUUAAAUCCAGAAACCCUGUGACAACACAGGACAACAUGUGUAAGUUGUUGUGUGAUGCUGGUGUCUCUGUGUGUCCUGUCAUGUCCCGUACAACACUUCUAAACUCUGUCAUGUUGUGGAGAAGAUCUCUGAUCUGUUUCACAAGGUUUUAUGGAGAAGAAGCUCUUUUUCUUUAGUUUUAUUUGGUGAACUGGAUUCUGUUCUUCACUUAAAAAGUACACCAGUGUGUAAAUCAUCAUGUAAAGAUAUGGUGUGUAUAAUAUAUAAAGCUGUAAAAUAAAUGUUUCAUCUGGAUUUCUAGAAUGUUUUGUUUUAAUUUCCUUCAAAUAACUUUUCUUCGUUCAUUGCUCUCAAAACUUCUUUUUAUGGCUCAUUUUUAAUUGUCAGUUUUUAUCAUGUGUCAAUAUAAUAUCAAGAUAAAAUUAAUUGUGUAAUGUUGAUUUGUAAACUUUAUUUCAAUUUCUUCCAGAUAACCUUUUUUCUUAAAUUUAGCUUGUGUUCAUCACACGUUUUAAUUAGUCAGUUUUUAUCACGUUAGUAAAAUAGAACACUGAAAGUUGUGAAACCUAAAGUGGGAAACUGUUUGUUUGAUUUUCUUUCAAAGCUUCUUUUUAUGACUCUUAUUUAUUUGUUUGAAUCCGGCUCAGAGUCUUUUCCUGCAAGUCUCCCCCUUUCACUCUGUAUCUCUCCCACUAUUAAAUAAAGCUGAAAAAUGGACAAAAAA